Messenger RNA from Tarenaya hassleriana, 3412 nucleotides. RefSeq lists its product as uncharacterized. Lineage: Eukaryota; Viridiplantae; Streptophyta; Magnoliopsida; Brassicales; Cleomaceae. The record is from RefSeq and is a predicted model, not a curated record. The coding region runs from base 472 to 3090 and encodes 872 amino acids. The transcript is spliced from 2 exons.
UCAGCAAAGAUCUGACAUUGAAUUUUUAAUUCAAAUGAUCCAACGUUACGUGGAUUCGAUUGAUUUAAAGAAAAAUAAAAAGAUUGUCGGAACAGCAAAAAUAAGGCUCAUGUUGUUGUGGAAAGUCAAUGACUUUUGCUCACUGUUCGUGAAAGGAGGAUGAUCAUGAUAGGUUCCGAGAGGAGAGAGAGAGAGAGAUUACAAACGGACACUCAGAUUUCUAUGUUCUUGUUGCUUGCGAUUAUUGGAUUUUAGUGCUCUGUGUUGGCAAUUGUCAAGUGAGGAUCUGAUGUCAAAGGGGUUAGCUUUGCUUUGAUUUCUCUUCCUUUUAACUUUCUCUUCGACAGGGUUUGGUUGAAGGGGUGGGAGAGGGAGCGAGAGAAGCUCAUUUACGAGUUUCAGAAGCGAAUCAUCACGCCAUUAGAUUCUGAGGAAACAGGGUUUGAACUCGUACGAUUGGGGAAUUCAUUCAUGCAUCUCUCGCUUUGGAAGCCCAUUUCCCACUGUGCAGCUCUGGUGCUGGACAAGAAGAGCAGCAGGAAACGAGAUGGGUCCGAGUCAACGGCCGUGACGCAGCGAAAACUCCAUGAAACCAGACUCCGAGAGGCUCUAGAAGAAGCAUCGGAAGAUGGGUUGCUCGUCAAAUCCCAAGACAUCGAAGAUGACGAGCCACAUGACCAGAGCCUCGGGCGGUCCAGAUCACUCGCACGGCUCAACGCUCAACACGAGUUCUUGCGAGCCACGGCCCUCGCGGCUCAGAGAACCUUCGAGUCGGAAGAAGCAUUGCCCGCCAUUGAAGGAGCCUUCAGCACGUUCCUUACGAUGUACCCAAAGUAUCGAUCUUCUGAAAAGAUCGAUCGGUUGAGGGAAGAUGAGUAUUGCCACUUACUAUCGCUGCCAAAGGUAUGCCUUGACUAUUGUGGAUUCGGAUUGUUCUCGUACGUUCAGACAGUUCGUUAUUGGGAUUCUUGCACGUUUAGUUUGUCGGAGAUAACUGCGAAUCUGAGCAAUCAUGCCCUUUACGGUGGUGCUGAGCCUGGAACUGUGGAACAUGACAUAAAGACUAGGAUAAUGGAUUACUUGAACAUUCCUGAGAGUGAGUACGGUCUCGUGUUUACGGUUAGCCGUGGUUCUGCAUUCAAGUUGCUAGCUGAGUCAUAUCCGUUCCACACGAACAAGAAGCUUCUGACAAUGUUUGAUCACGAGAGCCAAUCGGUGAGUUGGAUGGCUCAGAGUGCCCGGGAGAAAGGUGCCAAGGUUUCUAGCGCUUGGUUCAAGUGGCCAACCCUUCGGCUCUGUUCCAUGGAUCUGAAGAAGCAAAUCUUGAGUAAGAAGAAGAGGAAGAAGGAUUCUGCAACCGGUUUGUUUGUGUUUCCUGUUCAAUCUCGGGUCACGGGUUCUAAGUACUCGUACCAAUGGAUGGCACUGGCUCAGCAGAACAAUUGGCAUGUCCUUCUUGAUGCUGGAGCAUUGGGUCCUAAAGAUAUGGACUCCCUUGGGUUAUCUCUGUUCCGUCCGGACUUUAUCAUCACUUCGUUUUAUCGUGUUUUUGGGUAUGACCCGACUGGAUUUGGUUGUCUCUUGAUCAAGAAAUCUGUGAUGAGUGGCUUACAGAGUCAAUCUGGGAAAACUAGUUCGGGUAUCGUGAAGAUCACACCCCACUAUCCUUUGUAUCUCAGCGGUUCCAUGGACGGGUUGGAAGAUUUGAUGGGGAUUGAAGAUCAGGAUGUUGCCAUAAAUGGCGAGAAGGCCUCGGGAAAUCGCCAAGGUUCUCAAAUGCCUGCGUUUUCUGGUGCAUUCACUUCAGCUCAAGUGCAGGAUGUUUACGAGACAGAAAUGAGUCAGGACGUUGGUUCUGAUAGAGAUGGUACCAGCACUAUAUUCGAGGAAGAAACUGAGAGUAUCUCUGUCGGGGAACUGAUUAAAAGUCCAGUUUUCAGCGAGGACGAGUCUUCUGACAACUCGUUCUGGAUUGAUCUGGGUCAGAGUCCGGCUGGUUCUGAUAAUGCUGGUCAGCUCAUCCAGAAACGGGCUUCUCAUAAACCGGCAUCGAAACGUAACAGUAAUGGCAAAGAUUCAAAUGCAGGGCAAAAUGGUGGCGACCAUGUCCUCUCGUUUGAUGCUGCUGUUUUAUCGGUUUCACAAGAAGUGGGCAAUGUCGAAGAAGAUAAAUCAGACAGAGCUAACCAAAGAGACAUAAGUGGAUUGCAGGUUCAUGAGAUUGAAGAAGGAGAAACCGACGAGCCAGUUCCUUCUCAUUCAGUGGAAAAUGGCUCAACCUCUGAAAUCAAAGAGAGUGCAAUAAGAAGAGAAACCGAGGGUGAAUUUAGGUUGUUAGGAGGAAGGGACAAGAGCAGAUACAAUGGUGGGAGGCUUCUUCUUGCUCAUGAAGAUGAACAUCCCAGCAAACGAAGAGUAUCUUUUACAUUAGAAGAUCAGGCCAGACAUAGUUUUGAACCUGGAGAACCGUCAGCCAUCAGUCUCGGUGACGAGGAUGAAGAUGAAUAUGGGAGCAAUCCAGAUUACGGCGAUGGACAAGAAUGGGACGAGAGCAGGGAACCCGAGGUAAUUUGCAGGCACCUCGAUCAUGUUAACAUGUUGGGCCUCAACAAAACCACCACAAGACUCCGAUUUCUCUUAAACUGGCUCGUGACCUCUCUGCUCCAGCUAAGGCUGCCUAGUUCAGAAUCAGAAAGAGGGCACCUAAAUCUUGUUCAGAUCUAUGGUCCAAAGAUAAAAUACGAGCGUGGGUCAUCGGUGGCGUUCAACGUGAGAGAUGUGAACGGUAAGAUGGUUCAUCCCGAGAUAGUGCAGAAACUAGCUGAAAGAGAAUGCAUUUCACUUGGCAUUGGUUACCUUAGUCACAUAAGGAUAUUGGAUAGCCGGAAAGAAGAUUCGAGCGUGUGGAAGCCGGUGGGAAACGGGUUUAUACGAGUGGAGGUAGUCACAGCUUCUCUCGGGUUCUUGACAAACUUUGAAGAUGUUUAUAAGCUGUGGGCUUUUGUGGCUAAGUUCCUAAACCCUGGGUUUGCAAAAGAGGGUACACUCCCAACCGUUGAAGAAGAAGAAGAAGAAGAAGAAGAAGAUUGAGGAACGCAUAAAAAUUGAGAUGGUCUUUUUUUUCCACAUCUGAUGUAUGUAAAUGUGCCAGCUUAUUUCCAGGAACACAGUGUUCGUGUAUGGUUCUGAGAGUAUACAAUAGCAGGGGAAGACGGCGGAAGUUCAUUCCCAUGCUAUUCUUGAAGCGUCUCGAAUGAAAGAACAAUCCAUUUCCAUCGAUUUUUUUUUUUUUUUUUUCGGAUUCCCUGGUCUUUACAGAAUCAUUGUAGAGUUGUGUAUAGAACACGUUUUUUUUCCACAUUCUCUGGGGAACAGAACUAUAGUUUGGAACUGGAUGAUGUGACUUACGUUA